AUGCAGCCCAGCUACCGCCCAUCAUAUCCACCACAGCAGCAGCAACCGCCGCCGCCGCCGCCGCCGCAGCGUGCUUCUCAUAAUGCUGGUCAGAGACGAGGAGGCAUUGGCCCAAUGAUGUCUGCUGGCCCCGGCCAUCACCAGGUUCCAAUGACUCAAGCGCAGGUUGCGCAGCAGCAGCAGCAAGCAGCAAUGCAAGUCGAAAUGGCCAAGCGGCGAAGCAAGAAACCUACGGACAAGAAUCUGCCAGAUGCCAUCGAUGACUGCACGAUUGGCGACGUGGCCAAGAGAUAUCGGGAACAACGCGACUUUGAGAGGCGACUCGAUGCUACGAUGACGCGGAAACGACUUGAUAUAGUAGAUUCAGUCAACCGAAGCGUCAAGCGCCACAAGACCCUACGUAUCUGGGUCACAAACACCACCGAGGAUCAAGUUUGGCAGUCGAAUGGUCUCAACAACGAUUCUUUCGACUUCAGUUCGAAUACCGAGCCAACAUACCGAGUCAAAGUGCAGGGCCGCCUAUUGGAAGAUGACGAUGACUUGGACAAGGAUGAUGAGGCUGGUGACGAAGAAAAGGGCGAUAAGAUGGAUGAAGACGGAGACAAAGCCGCGAAAGCCAGCAAGGCGCAAAAAUAUCGAUUCUCACAUUUCUUCAAGUCAUUGACUGUCGACUUCCCGGCCAAUCGCAAAGGCGGCGAUCAACCUGUUGAAUGGAAGAAGCCCGAGCGGGCUGGCAACUCCGGAAACCUCCCCGCUUCUGCCGAUUUUGACGAACUCACCUUUAAGCGAAGCGGUGAUGAGAACCUUAAUAUCACGAUCAAUCUCUUCCGACACGAGGACCCAGAGAGAUACGCGCUAAGCCCUGAACUGCAAGAAGUUGUCGACGAAACAGAGGCAACUCGGCAGGAAGUUGUCAUGGCUGUUUGGGAUUACAUCAAGUACUUUGGUCUCCAGGAGGAUGAGGAGAAGCGCAACUUCCGUUGUGACGAUAUCCUCAAAAAGGCAUGUGGCAUCGAGACCGGGUCCAUUCCCCUGCUUCAAACCUAUAUUACUCCUGCUCUGAAACCCCUUCCGCCAGUCAAGUUGCCCUACACCAUUCGGGUCGACGAAGAAUUCCACAAAGAUCCUCAGCCUACUGUCUAUGAUGUGCGCGUCUCAGUAGAAAGCCCCCUCCGCGAGAAGAUGUCUGCAUUCUUGAACAACCCUGCCUAUGCUGGCAUGCUAAAGGAAGUGGCAACACUUGACGAUCAGUUGGCAACUCUUGUUCAGGCUAUCCACGUCUCUAAGGCCAAAUACGACUUCCUCACUGCAUUGAGUGAGGACCCUGCCAAUUUUGUCAAGGAUUGGCUCAGCUCCCAGAAACGCGAUCUCGAGGUCGUCAUGGGUGAGGCCAUCCGUGGCGGCGAGGGUCCUUCAGGCGAUGAGUGGAGAAAGGGCGGCCAGGAUAGCGUCUGGGGCACUGCCAAUGCCAAGGAGAGCGUGAGCAUGAUUCUGGCCAAGCAGCCACAACAUGUUCAGAGGUAA
Molecule: messenger RNA, 1524 nt
Organism: Pestalotiopsis fici W106-1
Lineage: Eukaryota; Fungi; Ascomycota; Sordariomycetes; Amphisphaeriales; Sporocadaceae
Exons: 4
Coding region: 1-1524 (507 amino acids)
Biological process (GO): regulation of transcription by RNA polymerase II
Cellular component (GO): SWI/SNF complex; nucleus
Source: RefSeq, a predicted model, not a curated record